UAGUGCGGUGAAGCUGAUUGUGCUAAAUCUUUGUGUGCCAAAUCUGUUGGCCCUGUGGGGGCCUCUGCUGGCUAGGGGCCCUAGGCAAUUGCCUGCGUAUGCCUAAUGGGACGCUACGCCUCUGGUUAUUUCCCUGCUGUCCCUAUGCAAACCUACGCCCUUGGUAGUUUGUCAUGAUACUUUUCAUUUUGACAUUUAUUACAGAAGGAAACUGGAAGAAUGACAUAUUUUCAACAAGUAGCCUUCCACCCUUCAACUUCGAACUUCUCUUGCUGUCAAUGUCAACCAAUGGCAGAUGUGGGCGACGCGACGCAGCGAGGGGAAAAAAGGGACUCAAACCAAAAUCCGAGCGACUCAACUCGCAGCGGUAGCAGCAGCUGGGCUGUCGACGUGAGAAGUUUUAAGGAUGCUUCCCGCCCGUCGCGCCAUGGUGCUGCGUCACAAGCAGGAAGAGCUGCGGGAGCGCGCCACCGAGGCCGCCAGGGAGGUCCAGGCGUGCGGCAUCACCAACAAGUGGCUGCGGGACACCGACGACAUCUACUUCGGACGACUCGUCCAGAAGGACGUCGACGAAGUCAUGAUGCAGCAGCUCUUCUCCGUUCAGGAGCGCAGGGACAGGCUGCGAGGGCUUCUAAACGAGGAGGAAAGGCGCCUGGUGCUGAUGGCUCGCCGCGAUGCGAACACGCCGGUGGGGAGAGAGGCGCAGAUGCGAGAGCGGGCUAAAAACCUGCAUGAAACCAGGGAGGCGCUUCGCAGGAAGACUGUGGCGGAAAAACUGGAACAGCAGUUCAGGGCGCAGUGCCAGGAACUUCGCGAGGCGCAGAGCAAGCAGCGCCUUUUACAGGUGUGUCAUGAGCGGGCGGCGCAGCUGCGCGAACGAGAGGAUGACGAGCGCCUGCGCCGGCUGGAGGACGACAUGUUCCACCGGCUGUGGCGUGCCGACGCCCGCGCCAAGGAGGAGCGGGAAAUGCGCGAGGAGGCUGAGAUGCGAGACCGCGACCAGCUGCAGGUGGACUGCCUCCGCCAGCAGAUGGCGGCGGCUGAGGCCAGACGCCAGCAGGAACUCCGGCGCCGACAAGAGGAAACGAGACAGCUGGAAGAAGAUUUACGGUCCCUGCAGAAGAUGGCUCGCGACGACCGUCAACGGGAGCAAGAGGCACAGGUGGCCCGCCGUGCCAUGCUGGACGACAGUUUGCGCUUGAAGUUGGAGCGCGUGGCCAGAGAGCGGCAGGAGGAGCUUCAGGUGGACCUUGCCAUUGUUCAGCGGAUGCUGCAGGACGAGAUUCAGGCCCAGCAGGACCACGCCGACAAGAGGGCGGACCUGAGGGACGAGCAGCUGCGUUUUUGUCAGUACUUGGCCGAUCAGUCGGCGCGGCGCAAAAAGGAUGAGGAGGAGAUGGAGCAAAUGAUGGCGGACAAGAUGAAAGAGACGUGGGACAAACGAGAAGAACACAACCAGAUGCAGCAGGACGCCAGGAACCGUUUGAUGAACGAGUGCAAGGAGUCGCGACGCCUGCAGACUGCGCAAAAACAGCAUCAUGAAUUGCAGAGACGCGCCGACCUGGUCAAGGAGCGGGCGGAGAUUGACGCCGCCGCGCGGGACAACAAGCGCGCUGAAGAAGAGUUGGCCAGGAAGCGGCGUCAGGCCUACGUGGAGUACCAGGCAGAACUGCGGGCACAGAUGGAGCAGCGUCGCCGUCUGAAGACGGAACUGCAUGAUGAGGAAAUGAGGGAUCAGGAGAAGCUGAGGGAGAUGGAGCGGCAAAAACUGGAGAGGAAGGACCGAGUUAUGGCCCAACCUGAUGAGGGCGCCUCACACCCCUUUAGGAAAGCGGCCCAAGCCCAAGCCCAGGCCAAAGCUAAACCCAAAGCCGGAGUUAAAGCAUCGCCUGCCGUUCCGUAAAGUAAAAGAAACGGCUCUCAAGCAGUAUUUGACAGCUUCUUACUUGAUUGCUCCUAUGUGUGGACAUGUUUUAUUUUAGCGUAGCUCAGGCUAAUGUCAGUCAUCUUUGUGUAUUUGUUAGCUAAAAUCAAUUCAUGAGCCAAAGUGUGUAAAGACCUAAAAAUGGUUCAUCACUAAGGGACAAGCUAGCAUAGCUUCUGCUAAUAUCACUUCUCAGUCAUGUUUGACAAUUUGUUACCCGAAAUCAAUUCAAUUGUUUAAGACUUAAGAACAGUUCAGUGCUUUAGGACAAGCUAGCAUAGCUCAGGCUAAUGGCAGUUUUCAGCCAUCUUAGUCAAAGUCCAAUUGUUUAAAGCCCCAAAAAUGGUCCAAAUCCUCAUUUUGCACUGCCAUUGAUGGUGCUGGAUGUCCAAUCUAUUUGAAGCGAGAGGGUGGCGGCGAAUGAACAUUGUUUCAUUCUGGUGUUUUUUUUUUGGCACCCCUUUGAAUUUUCGUCUUUAGAGCAAAAAUAGUUUAGUCUUCAUUGGCAGCCAGCACUUCAAAUGGAUUGGACAUCUACUAGUGAUCGACUCAUUGAAAGAGUUAGAAUUUAGUUUUUAAGAGCAGCAUGAUCGUCAAACGAAAGAUUUCACUGCGACAGAAUGAGUUAGCGUAGCUCAGGCUAAUGGCAGUUUUCAGCCAUGUUUGUUAGCCCAUAUGUCUCUUAAUAGCAAAUAUUUCUUUUUAAUUGAAAAAAAAAAUUAAAAUGAGGUAAAAAACAGUGCACUUUUUUAUUUUUUUAACUUUUAUUUUAAUUUUAAAAAUAAAUCCGUAUGUAUAUUGAAAUGUAUUUUAGAUUUAAAACAAAAAUCAGUAAAUAUUCUCAAUUUUUAUCAGAUUUGUCAAAUUUCAUCUCAAAAUUUACAUAUUUGGUUUAUUAUU
Molecule: messenger RNA, 2824 nt
Organism: Corythoichthys intestinalis (scribbled pipefish)
Lineage: Eukaryota; Metazoa; Chordata; Actinopteri; Syngnathiformes; Syngnathidae
Gene: cfap53
Product: cilia and flagella associated protein 53
Exons: 8
Coding region: 407-1903 (498 amino acids)
Source: RefSeq, a predicted model, not a curated record